GCCUACUGUUAAAAUGGAAAAUAGAAGUCGAAAUUUUGCAUGUAUUUUGAUAUUCAAAGCACAAGCUGUAUAGGUAGAAGUUCAUGAUCGACAAUUAACUACCAAGAUUGCACUCAAGAGACAGAUACAAAAUUCCUGGCGAUUAUAUGUUGUGCCACCGUCACUCAGGAAGUGAUGGCCGACCUGGAGGAGAGCAAGUACCAGAACGUGGAGCUGAGGUUGUCCGUGUACGGACGCUCCAGAGACGAGUGGAACAAGCUUGCCAAGUGGGCCGUCAAACAUCAAGUCUACUCGGACAAUGUGCGCUGGCUUGUACAAAUGCCCAGACUUUUUGAUGUCUACCACAGCAAGAAGCAGCUGUCCAACUUCCAGGAGAUGCUGGAGAACAUUUUCCUGCCUCUUUUUGAAGUCACAAUCCACCCAGGCAAACAUCCUGAGCUGCACCUCUUCCUUCAGCAUGUACUGUUGUCGGUUUUGACAGUGUGGAUGAUGAGUCCAAGCCAGAGCAGCAUAUCUUCAACCUUGACAGCCCGCUGCCGGCCAGCUGGACGGAUGAGGACAAUCCGCCCUACUCCUACUACCUCUACUAUAUGUAUGCAAACAUGACCGUUCUGAAUCACCUGCGCAGGUAUGUGGAUUGUGUUUCGAUCCAUUGGCUUCAUUCAUUUCGAUGUGCAGAGGAAAUUGUUGGAAUCAACAAAAGUCCUCUAGUUUCUAUUUAUGUAUGAUGUUACUACAACUGUACAAUGGAGAUACAAUAUAUCAUA
This is a messenger RNA of Hippocampus comes (tiger tail seahorse), 767 nucleotides long. RefSeq names its product AMP deaminase 2-like. Gene Ontology annotation, cellular component: cytosol. Bases 175 to 606 code for a protein of 143 amino acids. The record is from RefSeq and is a predicted model, not a curated record. Gene Ontology annotation, biological process: AMP metabolic process; IMP salvage. Gene Ontology annotation, molecular function: AMP deaminase activity. The transcript is spliced from 3 exons. Lineage: Eukaryota; Metazoa; Chordata; Actinopteri; Syngnathiformes; Syngnathidae.